This is a messenger RNA of Fomitopsis serialis, 1295 nucleotides long. RefSeq lists its product as uncharacterized. Bases 393 to 1223 code for a protein of 276 amino acids. The transcript has 3 exons. Lineage: Eukaryota; Fungi; Basidiomycota; Agaricomycetes; Polyporales; Fomitopsidaceae. The record is from RefSeq and is a predicted model, not a curated record. Gene Ontology annotation, molecular function: L-ascorbic acid binding; iron ion binding; peptidyl-proline dioxygenase activity. Gene Ontology annotation, cellular component: cytoplasm. Gene Ontology annotation, biological process: regulation of translational termination; peptidyl-proline hydroxylation.
UUAAUAUUUCACAAUCUCUAAGCCGCGGUGACUGCACACGACCGAACGACGAUUUUACAAAGUUGGCUAUUCGCACAGGGGUGGACUGGAUCACAGAGUGAGAAAACCGGGGCGCUUGGCCUCGCAAACCAUUCAGUUACGCAGGAGCAUGCUGAGCCUAGCAGCCCCAGUCUGGUCUGGCCGAGACUUCCAGCCGCACCGACAUAUACUCACCGCCUCCCAGCUCUUCUCUCGAGGCAUCUGCUUCGUGUUCCAAGCCCCAUAUUCGCGCAUAAACCGGCCGAUACCUUCGUCGCACACAGCAGCUCCUCUGGCACCUGACUGGCCCCGGGCCCAAAAUAAGACACGAGCCGGUCGCUCUAUUCCAUAUCCCGAGUCGAAUCGCCCCCGCCAUGGUCCGCACCCAUGCCCGCUCUGAGAGUCCCGCGCCCACCGCGGAGAAGGAUGCCGAGCCCGCCCUGCUGAAGAGGUUGAAGUUGAGCCAUAUCUCCAACCCCGACGCCGUGGCGGAGCGCUUUGCGAACGAUCUCUUCACCCCUACCAACAUCCACCGCCUCCAUACCGAGUACGAGACCAGCCAGCCAUACAGACAUGUCGUCGUCGACAAGCUCUUCCAGGACGAGCUCCUCCAGAAUGUGAAGGACGAGGCGCUGUCCGAGCUGAGCUUCGCGGAAAAGGAGACGGACAUCUACAAGGUCAAGCAGACCGGCGACCUCGCCUCGCUCUCCUUUCUCACCGACGAGCAGCGCGCCCUCCUCCCGAGCCUCCUCACCCUCCGCGAUGCCCUCUACUCUGCAAAAUUCCGCUCGUUCCUCCGCGCGGUCACCGGCUGUGGGCCCCUCUCCGGCACGAAGCAGGACAUGUCGAUCGUGUCCUACUCGAAGUCCUGCCAUCUCCUGAACCACGACGAUGUCAUCGGCACACGGCGGGUGUCGUACAUCCUCUACAUGCCGCUGCCGCACUACAUGGGCUGGCAGAAGGAGUGGGGUGGUGCCCUCGAGCUCUACCCGACGAAGCCCGGUCCGGACGGCACACUCGAGCCUGAGCCUGCACCGAGCAAGAGCAUCCCUCCGAGCUGGAAUCAGUUCAUCUUCUUCGAGGUGCAGCCUGGCCGGAGUUUCCAUUCGGUGGAGGAAGUAGUCGUCGGCGAGGGGGAGGAUGGCCGGGAGAGGCUAAGCAUCACAACCCGCCCGAGCUCAAGAGCUCACGAGAGCAGCUCGUAAGUGCGCCCGCGCCUGUCCACUAUGGGGUAUUCUGAUUUCGCGUUUGUAGACGUCGACAUCGACUGACUUCAA